Messenger RNA from Juglans microcarpa x Juglans regia, 2041 nucleotides. Its product is annotated as laccase-14-like. Gene Ontology annotation, cellular component: apoplast. The record is from RefSeq and is a predicted model, not a curated record. The transcript is spliced from 6 exons. Bases 67 to 1788 code for a protein of 573 amino acids. Gene Ontology annotation, molecular function: hydroquinone:oxygen oxidoreductase activity; copper ion binding. NCBI's taxonomy places the organism in Eukaryota, Viridiplantae, Streptophyta, Magnoliopsida, Fagales, Juglandaceae. Gene Ontology annotation, biological process: lignin catabolic process.
CACAAGUUAAAGAAAAGUAGUUAAAAAGGAUCUCGAGUUCCAUUGAAUGCUAAAAGAUCAAGAAUCAUGUCUCCAGUGAAGACAAAUUCAGUAGUACUGCUGCAAAUAAUGUUGGGGCUUUUCCUAUUUGCCGGUAUGGUCAUCCAUUGCCAGGGUUUAUCUCGUCACACUUUCGUGGUGAAGGAAGCUCCAUACACAAGACUUUGCAGCACAAAAAACAUCUUAACUAUAAACGGAAAAUUUCCUGGACCAACACUACAAGUUAGGAAAGGAGAAACUAUCGUUGUUGAUGUUUAUAACAAAGGCGAUUAUAACAUCACCAUUCACUGGCAUGGAGUGAAGCAACCAAGAUAUCCAUGGUCCGAUGGUCCUGAAUAUAUCACACAAUGUCCAAUCCAACCAGGAAAAAAGUUCAGGCAGAAGAUCAUAUUUUCCAGCGAAGAAGGAACUCUUUGGUGGCAUGCGCACAGUGAUUACACUCGGGCCACUGUUUACGGGGCCAUAAUCAUUCAUCCAAAGAAGGGAACUCAUUACCCUUUUCCAAAGCCUCAUGCAGAAUUUCCCAUCAUAUUAGGAGAGUGGUGGAAGCAAGGUAUAAUGGAACUUUACGAAACAUUUCUUCAAAGCGGAGGAGAUCCCAAUGUUUCUGAUGCAUAUACUAUCAACGGUCAACCUGGAGAUCUAUACCCAUGCUCAAAAUCUGAAACCGUCAAAUUAAUGGUGGAACAUGGAAAGACCUAUCUCCUCCGCAUAAUCAAUGCUGCACUUCAGGAUAUUCUCUUCUUUGCCGUUGGAAAACAUAACCUCACAGUCGUGGGAACUGACGCAAGCUACACCAAGCCACUGACAACAGAUUACAUUGCAAUAUCUCCUGGACAAACUAUGGAUGUCUUGUUAAAAGCAAACCAACCGCGCGGUGACUACUACAUGGCUGCCAGUGUAUAUUCUAGUGCAGCCGGCGUCCCGUACGAUAACACCACCACCACUGCUAUUCUACACUACAACGGAAGCUACAUUAACGCAUCUUCAAGACCCUAUUUGCCAAAUCUUCCUUCCUACAAUGACACCAAUGCAUCCGCUUCUUUUACGGGCAAACUCAGAAGUUUAGCAAAUGAAGAUCAUCCAGUCAAAGUGCCACUAAACAUAAGCACAAAACUAAUCUAUGCUGCUUCUGUGAAUACAUUCCCAUGCAACAACGUAACUUCAUAUUGCGAGGGUCCUAAUGGAACGCGGCUCUCUGCAAGCUUGAAUAACAUCAGCUUUCAAUUGCCACCCACUGACAUAUUAGAAGCCUACUAUAAUCAUAUUGGUGGCGUUUAUGGUGACCAGUUUCCGAGUGUGCCACCUUUGCUAUAUAAUUUUACUGCAGAUGAUCUGCCGUCGUUUCUAGAGACGCCGAAAAUAGGGACAGAAGUGAAGGUCCUCGAGUAUAACCCAACGGUGGAACUUGUUUUCCAAGGAACAAACCUGGUUGCAGGGACAGAUCACCCCAUGCACAUACAUGGGUAUAGUUUUUACGUGGUUGGUUGGGGAUUUGGGAAUUUCGACAAAGACAAGGAUCCUUUGGAAUAUAAUCUUGUUGACCCCCCGCUUCAGAAUACCAUCGCUGUCCCUAAGAAUGGCUGGGCAACCAUAAGAUUCAAAGCAAACAACCCAGGUGUAUGGUUCAUGCACUGCCAUUUAGAACGUCACCUAUCUUGGGGCAUGGAUACGGCAUUCAUUGUAAAAAAUGGAGACUACCCAGAGGCACAAUUGAUAUCCCCACCACCAGACAUGCCACCAUGUUGACGAAUUUGCUGUGAUAUCUAUCAAUUACUUCGAAGAAACGGGAGGCCAGGGUGAAGAUGUACGGAGGAGGUUUACUUUUGAAGCAUGAAUGUACGAUUAAAAUGAGUGCAGCACUUAAUUGUGAUAUAGGAAUAUUGCGUACCAUACGAUUUAUGAAUUCUACUGAUCUAGCUUGGUCGAUCGAUCUCGACAAGUUAUAAAUUAUAUAUCAUUUGUUUCAAAAAUUAAAUCAAUAAGAAAGUGCACUUAUUUA